Coprinopsis cinerea okayama7#130 is the source of this 1671-nucleotide messenger RNA. RefSeq names its product aminotransferase. The transcript is spliced from 3 exons. The record is from RefSeq and is a predicted model, not a curated record. Gene Ontology annotation, molecular function: transaminase activity; pyridoxal phosphate binding. NCBI's taxonomy places the organism in Eukaryota, Fungi, Basidiomycota, Agaricomycetes, Agaricales, Psathyrellaceae. Gene Ontology annotation, biological process: biosynthetic process; amino acid metabolic process. The coding region runs from base 55 to 1671 and encodes 538 amino acids.
CUCUUCCAUACCAUCCCGAAACGACGAAUCGAUACGACCGCCUCCACCCACGAUAUGACCAGUACCAACCAAUCCUCCGUCAAAGCCAGCGCCAAUGCCCCCACCCUCUCGAAAUACGGCCAACAGCGCCUCGUCGACGGGGAGAAGAUGUACCACGUCCAGAAGCAUAUGGGGGAUGCGUACCAUCCUGAGCGGAAUCCCAAGGACUUCACAUACGGCUCCUCCCUCUACGGCUCCACGCCCCUCCGGCACGCCCUCUCCCACGUCUUCAACAAAUACUUCUCCCCCCACAUCCCUGUUAUGCCUGACCACCUCAUCCUCGGCUCCGGCUUGCUCUCCGUAAUCUCUCAAUUGGCUCGAGCUUUGAUUGAUCCACCGCGAUUGGGUGCGGGUGGGGAGGUAUUGGGGGGAGGAGGGGGAGGAGAGGUAUUGGAGGCAGCAGGAGGCGCACUGAUGUUAGUAACACCCUACUACCACGGCUUCGACCUCUCCCUCUCCACCCAAUUCGGUAUACCCGUCGUGGGCGUGGACGUCCCCCUCUCCUCCAUGUUCACUCCAUCCGAAGUCUCGGUCUACCUCACCAAGGCCUUUCUCCGCGAAAAGGAACGCGGGGUAAAGGUGCAGGCGGUGUUGUUGUGUAACCCCCACAACCCUUUGGGGAGGUGUUAUCCUAAAGAAGUCGUAGAAGCCUACUUGGCGUUUUGCGAAAAGUGGAAUUUACAUUUGGUUUCGGACGAGAUUUACGCGUUGUCGAGGUUUGAGAGUGGGGAUGUGGGGGAGCCGGAGGGGUUUAGGAGUAUACUCUCGUUCGACUUGUCCUCAAUCACUGUCCCUUCGGCGAUGUGCUCGACGGGUGAUAGCCCUAGCCCUGACUCCGACUUGAACUCGAACUCGAACUCGAACUUGAACGACGACCCCCCUAACACCAACGCCGACGCCGACACAAAGCCGACCACGAUCGCCAUAAACCCCAACCGCGUACACAUGAUCUACGGCAUGUCGAAGGACUUUAAUUGUAAUGGGUUCCGUGCGGGUGUGUUGUUCUCGUAUAACAAGGAUUUAUUGAAGAGUAUGCUAGCCACCAGUUUAUUCAUGCUCGUUUCGGCGCCUGCAGCGCGGUUGUGGGAGGUUUUGUUGGAUGAUCGGCCUGGGUCUGCGCCGUCUUCUGGGUCUUCUGGGUCUACGUCUACCAUUACCUCGACCUCUGCCUCUACCUCUAACCCAAACUCGACGACGAACUGCACCCCCAAAUCUAGCUCGAACCUGGACUCUUCCUUCACCCACUCAAACUCAAAGCACUCAAACAUGAACUCGGAGAACGACACGGCCACGCCUAAAUCAACUCUCGAAUGGUUCAUCGACCGAAACACCCACCUCCUCCAACGCGCAUACGAACACGUAGCAUCGUGGCUUAAAUUUCACCGCGUCCCCUACAUCCCAUCUAACGCGGGGCAUUUCGUUAUGGUCGAUUUUGGGAGGGUGGUUUUUACGAGGGAGGGGUUGAAGGGGAAUAGGAAGCUUGCUGGUGCGUUGGGGGUGGAUGCGUAUGGGUUGGUGGGUGGGAAGGAAAAGGGUAGUGAUGACGGGAAGGAUCAUGGGGGGGAUGGGUCAAAAGUACGACGGCCUUUGUUUAAUCCUCGCCCAGUUCUAUACGAUUUUUCGUUUAAAUGA